CAGCACUGACAGCAGAAAGCCCAAUGUGGAGCUCGAACCCACAAAUCAUGAGAUUAUGACCUGAGCUGAAGUUGACGCUUAAAAACGACUGAGCCACCCAGGUGCCCCAGGCUGAGUGAGCCUGUAACAAGUGCCAUUUGUAGAGGGCUUACAGUGUGCCAGGGAUUCCUUUAAGUGCUUAUGUCGGUUGCCUUAUUUAAGCCCCCACAACUGCACGAGUAGGGCAUUAACAUGGUGACCCCACUUUACAGAUGAGGAAACUGAGGCCCAGUUAGGAACUUGCCCCAGCUCACAUGACUGGAGCUUGACCCAGGCCUCUGGAGCCUGUGGUUGUCCCCACGACACCACCAUGCUCUCCAGGGAGAAAGUUCGUGAAAACAGAGGACAUAGUGUGAAAAGUGUCAUCAUUUCAGGAACAGGCCCCGACUGCCCUGUUACCACUUUCUCUGGGGUUUUGGCCUCCUUUUUCCUCCCUUGCUCUGUGGCUGUGGUGUUGGUGUUGCAUCUAGAAACCAUUGCCUAAUCCGUGGUCACAAAGAUUAAUUCAUGUGUUGUCUUCUGAGCGUUUUAUAGAUUGAGCUCUUGCGUUUAGAUCUAGGAUCCAUUUUGAGGUGAGUUUUGCAUGUGGUGUGAGGUAGGGGUUCACCUUCAUUCUUUCUCGCACGGGUGUCCAGUUGUUGAAAAGACUGUUCUUUCCUCUUCGAAUGGUCUUGCAGCUCCUGGAAAAUCAGCUGGCUUUACAAGUGCAGAUUUAUUUCCAGGGGCGGCUGGGUGGCUCAGUCGGUUGAGUGUCCGACUCCCGACGGCUCAGGUCAUGAUCUCGCGCUUUAUGCGAUCAAGCCCCCAUCGGGCUCUGGGCUGACCGCCUGGAGCCUGCUUUGGAUCCUCUGUCCCCCUCUCUCUCUGCCCCUCCCCUGCUCACGCUCGAGCGCUCUCUCUCUUUUGCACAAGAAAUAAACAAUUAAGACACAAGUGUGGAUUUAUUUCUGGACUGUCGAUCUCUUGUGUCGAUUUCUGUGUCCGUCCUCGUGCUGGUGCCACACUGUCUAGUUUACUGUAAGUUUUGUCAUCCUGAGUCGUGUCUGCUGUUGGGGGUGGGCACCAAGGAAGGUAAUGUGGUUCUUACGUCUCCACGUAACGAGACCAGACCCUUCUUCGUCGGGAUCCACACAGCCUGGGGCGCCCGCCACGUCCCUGACUGAGCCCUCACGACGUUCCACAGUUGGGUUUCAGUGUCCCUCAGGAUACGGAGGGUUUGGCGCGAGGCUGUGAGUAAGAGGGUCUUUGGCCAGUAUGGGAAGAUCGAUGAGACGUGUCGCUUCCUGGCCUCUUGCAGACAGGAAGGAUCUGAAACUUGGGUUCGGCAGGCUGGGUCUUCCGUGGGUCCCGAAACUAGAUUGCACUGUGGCGUCAGCUUGCUUUUCUUCGCUUAUCGGUCUGGAUCUUUUUACAGCCGCUCUCUUCUAUCAGCUAAAACCUGCUGUGCAGCGAGCUUCAGAGGACAGAGGUAAAGGUUGGCUUUUUUUUUUUUUUUUUUUGAGUUUUUAUUUGGAAACAAUUUUAGAUGGAUUGAAAUGUUACAAAGACAGCCUCUGAGAGUUCUCGGGUACUUUUCAGCCACCUCCCCGCAGCUAGCAUGGAACGUAAGUGCAGAGGAACCCAAACGACGCAGGCAGCGCAGAGCAAGAGUAUUUACCAAACCACAGCCUUUAUUUGGAUUCCGCCAGCUGUCACACGCGUGUCCCCGUUCUGCCCCAGAGCCCCACCUGGGACCCUGUGUUGCGUUUAGCCAUCACACCUCCGGCUCUUUGGGGCUGGGACCGUUUCCGUCUUUGCUGAUCUCUUGUGACCUCGAUGCUUUUGGAGAACGCUGGUCGGGGAUCCUGCGGGACGUCCCUCAACUUGCCUCGUGCCCGGUGUUCUCUGGGGUUCGGAUGCAGGUCACGCGGUGUGGGACGGGCUGAGCUCUCUCUGCCGCCAGCCGCUGUGUCUCUUUGCCGGUGGGUGACGUCAGCCCCCAUCCCGCGGUUACGGUGGUGCCGCCGCCGGGGAGUGUGCGGGGAAAGGUGCCGCUUUUCCCUUCGGGACUUGGAGACUGUGCAGAUGCCUUCUUUCCUCUCACACCUGUGCCCGUCCGUCGCAGCACCUGCUGGGCAUCUCCCUGCGCUGGUUUUUCCUGUGACUCUGGCUGCUUCUCCAUCUGUGAAUUGGAAUUCUUUGGUGGAAGAGGGCGGCCGCUUCCGCCUCAUUUAUGGAACCAUCACCCUUGCCGGGACCUGAUAGAAACCCCUGCCAGCUACGGGGCGCCUGUCCUCCGCGGCCUUGGCUCUCCAGUACGACCGGGACUCUGAAGUGUGACGGUCCCUCGGCUGCAGCCAUGGGGUCUGAGGAUCACGGGGCCCAGAACCCGAGCUGUAAAAUCAUGACGUUCCGCCCGACCAUGGAAGAAUUCAAGGACUUCAACAAAUACGUGGCCUACAUCGAGUCCCAGGGAGCCCACCGGGCGGGCCUGGCCAAGAUCAUCCCCCCAAAGGAGUGGAAGCCGAGGCAGACGUACGAUGACAUCGACGACGUGGUCAUCCCGGCCCCCAUCCAGCAGGUGGUGACGGGCCAGUCGGGCCUCUUCACACAGUACAACAUCCAGAAGAAGGCCAUGACGGUCGGGGAGUACCGCCGCCUGGCCAACAGCGAGAAGUAUUGCACCCCGCGGCACCAGGACUUCGACGAUCUGGAGCGCAAGUACUGGAAGAACCUCACCUUCGUCUCCCCCAUCUACGGGGCCGACAUCAGCGGCUCCCUGUACGAUGACGACGUGGCCCAGUGGAACAUCGGGAGCCUGCGGACCAUCCUGGACAUGGUGGAGCGCGAGUGCGGCACCAUCAUCGAGGGCGUCAACACCCCCUACCUGUACUUCGGCAUGUGGAAGACCACCUUCGCCUGGCACACGGAGGACAUGGACCUUUACAGCAUCAACUACCUGCACUUCGGGGAGCCCAAGUCCUGGUACGCCAUCCCACCGGAGCACGGCAAGCGCCUGGAGCGGCUGGCCAUCGGGUUCUUCCCCGGGAGCUCCCAGGGCUGUGACGCCUUCCUGCGGCACAAGAUGACCCUCAUCUCGCCCAUCAUCCUCAAGAAGUACGGGAUCCCGUUCAGCCGGAUCACGCAGGAGGCCGGGGAGUUCAUGAUCACGUUCCCCUACGGCUACCACGCCGGGUUCAAUCACGGGUUCAACUGCGCGGAAUCCACCAACUUCGCCACCCUGCGGUGGAUCGAUUACGGCAAGGUGGCCACUCAGUGCACGUGCCGGAAGGACAUGGUCAAGAUCUCCAUGGACGUCUUCGUGCGCAUCCUGCAGCCGGAGCGGUACGAGCUGUGGAAGCAAGGCAAGGACCUCACGGUGCUGGACCACACCCGGCCCACAGCCCUGAGCAGCCCCGAGCUGAGCACCUGGAGCGCCUCCCGGGCCUCACUCAAGGCCAAGCUCCUGCGCAGACAAAUUAGUCUGAAAGAAAACAGACACUGGAGAAAGACUGAGGAGGACAGAAAGGCCAGUCUAGAAAGGAAGAAAGAGCAGACCAGGAGGCCGGGGCCGCCGUCCCACCGGAAACGGAGCCAGCCCAAGAAGCCCAAGCCGGAAGACCCCAAGUCCCCAGGGGAGGGGGCCGCCGGGGCCGCCCUCCUGGAGGAGGCUGGCGGCUUGAAGGAGGAGACCUCACAGGAGGCCGACCCCGAGGAGGAAGAGGAGGAGCCCCAGCCGACGCCACCGCAGGGCCGGGAGGCCGAGGCCGCAGAAGAAGACGGAAGGGGCAAGCUGCGGCCAGCCAAGGCCAAGAGCGACAGGAAGAAAAAGAGCUAUGGUCCCCUGCACCCCCACCACGCCCUCUUGCCCCAGCUGCCGCCGCCCCCACCCGCCCAGUUCCCCGCCGAGGAGGCACCCAGGCUGCCACCCCUGCUGGAGUCCCCAGCGCUGGCCCCGGGCCCCGCGCCAGCCGAGGAGAACCCCCCCCCACCGCCUCUCAACGUCGUGCCCCCCGAGGCACCUGGCGAGGAGCCAGAGGUGAAGCCACGCCCCAUCAUCCCCAUGCUGUAUGUGAUGCCGCGGCCCAGCACGCUGUGUGACAAGGGCCGCGUGUCCUGCCAGCAGGCCUUUGAGCACUUUGCCCAGAGGGGCCCCACCUGGAAGGAACAGGCGGCCCCCAUGGAGCUGACGGGUCCCGAGGAGGAUAGCAGAGCCGGCGAGGUGCAGGCACCGUCCACAUUUUCCAAAUUGAAGAUGGAAAUCAAGAAAAGCAGACGCCACCCCCUGGGCAAGCCACCCACCCGCUCCCCGCUGACCGUGGUCAAGCAGGAGGCCUCGAGUGACGAGGAAGCCUUCCCUUUCUCCGGGGAGGAGGACAUGAGUGGCCCCGAGGCCUUGAGGUCUUUGCUCUCCCUGCAGUGGAAGAACAAGGCUGCCGGUUUCCAGGCCGAGAGGAAGUUCAACGCGGCGGCCGCCCUGACCGAGCCCUACUGUGCCAUCUGCACUCUCUUCUACCCUUACACCCAGUCCCUACAGACCGAGAAGGAGGCUCCCCAGGCCUCUCUCGGGGAGGGUCCCUCGGUGGCUCCCCCUUCCAAAAGUGGCCAGAAGACACGGCCGUUGAUCCCCGAGAUGUGCUUCACGUCCGGCGGUGAGAACACGGAGCCCCUUCCCGCCAACUCCUACAUCGGCGACGACGGGACCAGCCUGCUGAUCGCCUGCGCCAAGUGCUGCCUGCAGGUUCAUGCCAGUUGCUACGGCAUCCGCCCCGAGCUGGUCAACGAGGGCUGGACGUGUUCCCGGUGCACGGCCCACGCCUGGACUGCGGAGUGCUGCCUUUGUAACCUCCGGGGCGGAGCCCUGCAGAUGACCACCGACCGCAGGUGGAUCCACGUGGUCUGUGCCAUCGCGGUCCCCGAAGUGCGCUUCCUGAACGUGAUGGAGCGCCACCCUGUGGACGUCAGCGCCAUCCCCGAGCAGCGGUGGAAGCUGAAGUGCGUGUACUGCCGGAAGCGGAUGAGGAAGGUAUCAGGAGCCUGCAUCCAGUGCUCCUGUGAGCACUGUUCCACCUCCUUCCACGUGACCUGCGCCCACGCCGCCGGGGUCCUCAUGGAGCCUGACGACUGGCCCUACGUUGUCUCCAUCACCUGCUUCAAGCACAAGUCAGGGGGCCACACCGUCCAGUUCCUGAGGGCCGUGUCCUUGGGCCAGAUGGUCAUCACCAAGAACCGCAACGGGCUCUAUUACCGCUGCCGGGUCAUCGGCACCAGCACGCAGACCUUCUACGAAGUCAACUUCGACGACGGGUCCUACAGCGACAACCUGUACCCGGAGAGCAUUACCAGUAGGGACUGUGUCCGGCUGGGACCCCCACCCGAGGGGGAGUUUGUGGAGCUUCGGUGGGCGGAUGGCAACAUGUACAAGGCCAGGUUCAUUUCCUCCGUGACGAGCCACGUCUAUCAGGUGGAGUUCGAGGACGGGUCCCAGCUGAUGGUGAAGCGCGGGGACAUCUUCACCCUGGACGAGGAGCUCCCCAAGAGGGUCCGGUCGCGGCUGUCGCUCAGCACGGGGGCACCUCAGGAGAACACCUUCUCGGGAGAGGAGGUGAAGGCCGCCAAGCGCCCGCGGGUGGGCACCCCACGCGCCCCCGAGGACUCAGGACGGAACCCGGACUACCUAGCGUUCAUGGAGAGCCUCUUGCGGGCGCAGUGCCGGCCCGGGGCCCCCUUCUAGGACAGCCGGCCGCCCGGCGACCCCUCGGCCCAGCAAGGCAGGCGGCGGCCGGCCCUGGCGUUUGCUUGCUGUGAAUUCCUGUCCUCGCCUCCCCGGCCCCCGAGAGGCUACCUCUGCGCUGCCGCCCCCGCUCUGCGGCGACAGGAGCCAGCAGGACGCCGGCACGCGGCCCCCGGACUCAGGGAGCAGGGCCACGCGGGCUCUGGGGGGGCCGGCCGGGGACUCGCGCCACCCCCACGACUCAGAUUCGUAAACCAUGUAAGCUCUUCUCGAAAAGGUGCUACUGCUUUGCCUGCCUCCUGAGCAGCCUUGGAGGUUGUGACUUCUGUACAUACGUGACCUUUGUGAGGCUCUUUCUAGAAAUACCUGUUGUUUAAAAAAACACGAGGAAAAAAAGGAAAACAAAGAAAAGGAAAAAAAAUCCCCAAAGUUGUUUUCUAGAUUUGUGGCUUUAAACACGAAACAAAACAAAACACAAACGUUCUUUUUUUUCCAGAACCAAGAUACGCUGAGGGAGAUAAAAGCAUCUCGGGUUUUUUGUUGGCUUGUUGGUUUGUUGGUCAUUGUUUUAAAACCUCGCUUGUCUGCGCACCAGCGGCAGGGAGGUGCCCCGCAUGCGGGGAGGCCCGGUGGCACCUGGGAGGCCAGGCAGGGUGCCGGUGACAGGGUGACGGGCGUCGGCCCGUCCCUCCUCUCUCCGGGACUUGGCGAAGGUCUGGGCGGCUGGCCCUGCCUGCUCCCUCUGGGGGCGACCACCAGCUGCAGGGGUCACAGAGCCCCCUUCCGGUCCACGCGCGCCUUCACGAAAUAAACACGCUCUCUCCUGGUUUGUUCCCUCUCCUGCUUCUUCCCCUCGUGACUGCACUGCCGGCCGGGGGCCUCCGCUGUUUGCAAAAGGCUCCGUGUCCCCAGAGCGUCCCCCUCCCGGCCGUGUGCGUGGCCGGGCGUCUGUUCACCGACAAGCGUGGGUGACAUCCGUGGCUAUCUGGGGAGGGAGGAUGUGAAACCAGCCAGCUCUCCUCCCCCGGCCCCCACCCCGUGGCCCCAGGCCCUGGCCGCCGCCCCACCGGCGCAGGGGUGCCUGCCUUGGACCCCGAGGGGCCAAUGGCGUCCGCGUCUUGCUUGGGAGACGUGGGUCUGUGCGUCUGGGGGACGCUGAUGUCAGCACGGAGGAACCGGGGUUUCCGAGGCGUGCUUGUGAGGGGCUUUGGGCCCCCGCCCACCUGCCCCCGGGAGCCUCGCCCACCGCGGCGGCCCCUGCCGUCCUGCCCAGGGAUUGCCGGCAGAAUCUGCUCGUGUAAAAAAAAAAAAAAAAAUUAAAAA
Panthera uncia (snow leopard) is the source of this 7075-nucleotide messenger RNA. RefSeq names its product lysine demethylase 4B (gene KDM4B). Gene Ontology annotation, cellular component: nucleus. Lineage: Eukaryota; Metazoa; Chordata; Mammalia; Carnivora; Felidae. The record is from RefSeq and is a predicted model, not a curated record. Gene Ontology annotation, molecular function: zinc ion binding; histone H3K9 demethylase activity. The transcript has 24 exons. The coding region runs from base 2252 to 5752 and encodes 1166 amino acids. Gene Ontology annotation, biological process: chromatin remodeling.